AUGGCUCUUAGAGGCAAGUUCAAGUUAUUCCCCAUUGAAUUUUACGAAGAUCGCAUCCGAACUAUUCUGACAUCAGACGCACCUAGUGUAGACCAGUGGAUUGAUGAUAUUUAUCACGACAUAGGUCACAAUAAGUCUAUUGUGGGUCUUGAUACUGAAUGGCAAUGGAACCCUGAAACUCAAUAUCAAGAAGUUGCAGUUCUUCAACUUUGUGUAGGUCAUAAUUGCCUAAUUUAUCAACUGUCCCAAUCAAAAAGCAUUCCGCAAUCGCUCAUCAAAUUCCUCGGUGAUGAAAACCUGACCUUUGUUGGUAAGGAAGUUUGUGGGGAUGUCGCUCGUUUGGCUCGUCAAGGUCUAUAUGUAAAAUGUGCUAUGGAUGUCGCAUAUAUGGCUGCAGAGAAAUACGAACGUAUGGCUGCAGAAAAAUACAAAGAAGAUAUCUACAAAGACUACAAGUCCAUGGGAUUGAAGACCUUGGCGAUGGAGUUUCUAAACAAGGAGAUGGAGAAGGAUAAGAAACUUACAAGGAGUCGUUGGGGUAAUGAACGACUCACUUACUAUCAAGUGAAAUAUGCUUGCAUAGAUGCUUUUGUUUCGUUUCAACUAGGAAUCAGAUUACAAACGCCCUACUCAAGUGAAGAAAGAGCGAAAUGUAUCGCCGAGACAAAGAAGUUUUGCAUGAAUGCAUUUUCAUCAAGAAAGUCCAACCGCAAGAAAAAUCACAUUAAGAAAUUACAAGAGGAAUUAUUAGCUGGUAUUGGGGAUUUCAGCAAAAUUGUACCAACGGGCUGGGACGUUUAA
This is a messenger RNA of Fragaria vesca subsp. vesca, 801 nucleotides long. Its product is annotated as Werner Syndrome-like exonuclease-like. The coding region runs from base 1 to 801 and encodes 266 amino acids. The transcript has a single exon. Gene Ontology annotation, cellular component: cytoplasm; nucleus. Gene Ontology annotation, biological process: nucleobase-containing compound metabolic process. The record is from RefSeq and is a predicted model, not a curated record. Gene Ontology annotation, molecular function: nucleic acid binding; 3'-5' exonuclease activity. NCBI's taxonomy places the organism in Eukaryota, Viridiplantae, Streptophyta, Magnoliopsida, Rosales, Rosaceae.